This is a messenger RNA of Colossoma macropomum (tambaqui), 4428 nucleotides long. RefSeq names its product NLR family member X1 (gene nlrx1). Gene Ontology annotation, cellular component: mitochondrion. Lineage: Eukaryota; Metazoa; Chordata; Actinopteri; Characiformes; Serrasalmidae. Gene Ontology annotation, molecular function: protein binding. The coding region runs from base 168 to 3170 and encodes 1000 amino acids. The transcript is spliced from 9 exons. The record is from RefSeq and is a predicted model, not a curated record. Gene Ontology annotation, biological process: negative regulation of canonical NF-kappaB signal transduction.
AAAGAGAGGUUUUCUCUCCUCUGUAUGAACAGGAAGUCAGUCUGAGUUGGUGACCGUGCAGUUCUAACCGCACUUCAGGGUGGCAGACAGUUAUUUAUUUACACCAUGACUCUGGAGGUUCAACGGAAAAACGCUCAAGCGUCGGUGGUGUCUUGAAGAGCAGCACAAUGUGGCGAUUUGGAAGGAAGACUGGAACAGGAGUAAUAAGGAGGAGAUACUGCGGAGCACAAAAAGAUGUGUCCCACAAACCUCACCCAGCCAUUACACAGAAAAAAGUUCAUUUCAGCCUUCCACCGGGUGACUUCUAUGGCGUCAGAAAGGCAGGGCCCAUCUUAUUUCCUGACAGGUGGAUAAGCAGUUAUGGAAGUGCAUGGAGUUCAUCUGCUUGUUUCAGUAUGAGGUUGUUUUGUUCUGGUACAUCUAACAUAGAUCCCGUAGAGAUCCACAAACACAAGUUAAUGUUGUGGUUCAGUCACUUGCCCCAGGAAGAGAAGCAAUUUGGGGGUUACUUUUCUCCCGAGACCAUGCAUGUAGACCCACUCAUUCUGGAGAAGAACCCAGGGGAGGGAAGAGGCCUCUCUAUUAGUCCCUUCAAGGAAAAUAUAUCAAAGAGCCAUUCUCUCACAAUUGAACAAAUCUUUGACUCAAGUCAGAGUGGAAAUCAUGGUCGAGGACUUAACGUGCUGCUCUAUGGGGCUGUUGGUACUGGGAAAAGUACAGUUGUCCGCAAGCUUGUUUUGGACUGGUGCGCUGGCUUGACACUGUCCCAGUUCAAGUUGAUGGUGCCCUUCUCUUGUGAAGAUCUCUGUCAUUUGUCCAAACCUACAUCACUCAGAGACCUUGUGGGUAGAAAGUACAUGCACCUUCGCAGGACACCAUUUCUCAGUGGAGAUAGUAAUCAGGCUAGGGAGGUCCUGUUCAUCUUCAAUGGCAUGGAGAAGAUGAAUUUAGACUUUAGGAUUGGCUCCACUGAACUGUGUAGUGAUCCUAACGAGGCUCUUUCAUCGGGAGCUGUUGUUGUAAACCUGCUGAGGAAGUACCUCCUACCUGAGGCUAGCAUUUUGGUCACCACCAGGCUGUCUGCUGUAGAUCGUAUCCCUAAGAAGUAUGUGAACCGCUAUGCUCAAAUCUGUGGUUUCGACGAUCCUGACCGCCAGAGAGCUUACUUCACAAGCAGACUGUUACUACAAAGUGGAGAGAAGCCAGGCAAGGAUGCAGAAUCUUUAAUAGAGAUGCUGUACCUUAAUUUGCAGCGAGAGAGCCAGUUAGCAGCAGCCUGCUUUUUACCCUCGUACUGCUGGCUCACCUGUGCCACCCUUCAUUUCCUUCAUUUUACUGAUGCCAAGGCACCUAUUCGCACUCUUACUGGUAUCUACACAAGCUUCCUGAGGCUCAACUUUGGAGGAGAGGUGCUGGCCUCAGGAGACAUGUCUUCGCAGGAGUACCAGACCUCAUUAAUGCUUUACGUGGUCCGCACCGUAGGGAAACUGGCUUUUGACGGAGUGACCAAUAAGCGCACAUACUUUACUGAGAAUGACCUAGAACAGUGGAUAGGCGGAAAGACCAAAACCGAUGAAGAGCUUCGGCAGCUGGCGGUGUUCCGCACAGAUGUGUUGGAUUUCUUCCUUGUGCCUUGUGUUGAACAUAGUCGAAAGGUUACCGAGACAGGUGAGAAACGUUAUGUCUUUGCUAUACCUGCCAUGCAGGAGUAUCUGGCUGCCCUGUAUGUCGUUCUUGGUGAGAACAAGAAUGCUCUGGAGAAGGUGACUAAGCAGGUGUCGGAGGUCGUUGGACAAGCCAGCGAGGACAUCACUAGCAUAAUGAGCAUUCUAUCUAAGCUCAUACCUUUGAGGAUCUUUGCCAUUUUCAACUUAUUGAAAUUGUUUCCGAAACUUUUCGAUCGAGUUAGUAAUCUUAGCAAGGGUCGCAUCGCCAGCACCAUGGCUGCGGAGAUGUUCCGCUCAGAAGACAGUUUCAAUGAAGACGUUCUAGAUCAAGUGGAGCAAAACCUGCUGGGAGUGCAAGGCCCACAGCCAGAGCAGGAAGCUGACACGAGGUCCUUUGAGUUAUACCCAAUCUUCAUGGGAGGGCUCCUUCAUUAUGGCAACAGAAGGCUGCUGGACCAACUUGGCUGUGACAUCAAGAGCACCACUGUGGCCCAGAUCACUCGAUCGCUGAAGAAGCAUUUGAUCAAGGAGAGCCGCAAGCAGCAGCCUCCCGCGGAGCUGAUGGAUCUGCUGGUUCUGCUGUACGAGUUCCAGAACCCUCGGCUCACGGCCGAAGUGCUGCAGUCUGUCAAAGUCAUCAACUUGUCCACUGUGCGCAUGACCCCACUCAAGUGCUUUGUGCUGAGUUCAGUGCUGGACUGCACACUUUCCAGCUUCCUUCUGGAUGAGCUCAACCUCUCCUCUUGCCACAUCACUCCAGAACUGCUGCACUUGCUGUGGCCUGCCUUCCAUAACACACGUUGCCUCAACCUGCAGUUUAACAGCCUGGAUCCUGAAUCCUGCAUAUUGCUGCGAGAUCUGCUACUUGAACCCAACUGUACAGUUAAAACAUUACAGUUGUGUGACAACUCCUUGCUGGACAGAGGAGCUGCCCAUCUGCUGGAUGCUCUGCCUGGUAACCAGUCUUUGCAGAAGCUGUCUUUGAUGCACACUGGCCUUGGGGACAGUGCUGCCCUAGACUUAGCUGCAAGGCUGAGCCAGCAUACUGGACUACAGGAGCUGAACGUGGCUUACAACAACUUUGGCGAUAGUGCAGCACUUGCACUGGUCGACGCCUGCCGAGAGCACCCCAGCAUUCACACAGUUCAUCUGUAUUUGAACCAGCUGACCGAUGUGGGGAAGCAGUCGCUGCACGUCCGUGGAGUUCCUCAGGAGAAAGGUGGGAGACGGGUGAAGGCCCUGGCUUCAGUGACUGAGGGCUCGGACAUCUCAGAGGACUGGCACCCCAUCCUGAGUGUGAUCACGAAGAACUCGCUUUCCUGGGAGAGGGAACGUGUUCGGGAACAGCUGCUGGUCUUUCUGAAGGAUCUGGAGUGGGGCCGCAAGCAGCACCCGAGCUUCUGGAAGAAGCUGCACUUCCGCAGAGUGGAGAGUGUAGUGAGGCAGACCCUGCGCAUGCUGGAGAAAGGCAGCGCCACAGGCACCAAACCUGCUGCUAAGUGACAAGGGACUGCUUUACUGUACAGAGGUGCUCUUAGGGGAAUAAUUAACAUGCUGUUUACAAAUACUGUAUAAGAGUGCCAUGGUCUUCCUUUGCAUUAAUAGCCUUUUUUUAUUAAAAUUAGAGAAAGCAUGCAUUUCCAUCACUAUACAUUCAUAUGCAAUAAGACUGACGAAAACUGUUGACAUGCUUGUAAAUGUACAGACAGUACUGUGCAGAGGUCAGAGACUAAUCUUUGUUUAUUUUAUUUCCAGGCACAAGUAUUUUUCAGCAUUAGGAAAAAGCAGAAAAUAACUAAAUAUAAUAUUACAUUUUUCAGUAUUUAGUCUGUCCACCUUUUUGCCUUUAUUAUAGCUUCCAUUCUUUUCAGGAGGCCUGCUUUCAAAGAAAUACGCAGGGAAAGUUCAGUCUUAGAAGUUGGUUGCAUUUUCUCCUUCUCACGAUUCAAGCAAUCCCAAACACAUUCAGUGGCGUUGAGGUUUGGUGGUGGUCAGUCCAUUGUCGUCACAGUGGAAGGAACAACAGAAACACCUGUGGAUUUUUCAGAUCUGAAGUAAGAGUGGAGCUUGAUUUUCUCCUCUCUCUGAAAGAUGAAAGCUUUAAGUCCUGUUUAUCUGAUGGUGACCAUUUUGGUGGUCUACUAGGACCUGCACGGUUGUUUAGAAUUCCACUUUCUCUGUAUCUUCAUCAUUUUUUUUUUUUUUAAUUUAUUUUCCUUUCACUUUCCCCUUCCUUACACAAGUGGAUUAUCUCGUAUCUAAUCUCUUUGGAAAUAUCUCCUGAAAAAUGAAUAACUUGUACAUAAUGGCUGUUUUGACUGGAAACUGAAUAAAUGAAGGGGGGUUCUCUGACCUUCAUACAUUAGUGUGUUCUUUCACAAUACGUUACAUUUUUCACCAUAAUGCAUGAAGUAUUGUUGUUAAAACUAUUGUGUGUCAGACUGAAAUGUUCAGCCAAGUGCUGUUAAGCAAUACUCAACAUAAGCUUUCUUAUAAGCCAUAGGAGUCUACUGACCCAUACAAGUGUUUGCUUUGUCUUCAGUGGAUGCAGUGUAACUGUUCUAAAUUGGCUUAUUUAAUGAGCUUUAAAAGCCGUCCCUUCGGUGCUAACCUGCAAGAUAUGUUUUAUAAAAGUUUUCAAAUUGUGUCAAAUCCAGAUUUUGUGCCUUUGAUCUCAGUUUGCUAAAAGAUGGCUCUAUUUUAAUUAUGUGGAUGUACAAGUAAAUCCAGAAAAAUUAAAUAAAAGAAGUGACUUCCUCUU